Messenger RNA from Nerophis lumbriciformis (worm pipefish), 768 nucleotides. The record is from RefSeq and is a predicted model, not a curated record. NCBI's taxonomy places the organism in Eukaryota, Metazoa, Chordata, Actinopteri, Syngnathiformes, Syngnathidae.
AUGAGCUCCAUCGGUACCGGGUACGACCUGUCGGCAUCCACCUUCUCUCCUGACGGGCGAGUUUUCCAGGUGGAGUAUGCCAUCAAGGCUGUGGAGAACAGCAGCACAGCCAUCGGGAUCCGCUGUAAAGACGGCGUUGUGUUUGGAGUGGAGAAGUUGGUGUUGUCCAAACUAUAUGAGGAAGGCUCAAACAAACGCAUCUUCAACAUUGACAGACACGUUGGCAUGGCCGUGGCGGGCCUCCUGGCGGACGCGCGCUCACUAGCUGAGGUUGCCCGUGACGAAGCCUCCAACUUCCGCUCCAACUACGGCCACGACAUCCCUCUUAAGCACUUGUCUGAACGCGUGGCCAUGUACGUGCACGCCUACACACUCUACAGCGCCGUGCGGCCGUUUGGCUGCAGCUUCAUCUUGGGCUCUCAUGACAAAGACGACGGACCGCAGCUCUACAUGGUGGACCCCUCGGGCGUCUCAUACGGUUAUUGGGGGUGUGCGAUCGGAAAAGCCAAACAAGCCGCCAAGACAGAAAUUGAAAAACUGCAGAUGAAGGACAUGACGUGCAGGGAGCUGGUCAAAGAGGUUGCCAAAAUCAUCUACAUCAUUCACGAUGAGGUGAAGGACAAAGCCUUCGAAUUGGAGCUCAGCUGGGUCGGAGAAAUCACGAACGGAAGACACGUGCUCGUCCCUAAGGACGUCAGGGAGGAGGCGGAAAAAUACGCCAAGGACUCGCUAGAAGAUGAAGAUGACUCGGACGAAGACAACAUGUGA